GAGGCCAAUACAUAUAAGAGAAUAUUGUCUCUGAAAAUAACAGGCGGGCAAGAAGACCUGAACACAUAAAAAUGGAUCUUAAAGCAGAUAUUCCUCAUCUGACUCAUCAGCCUCAAAUCAACCAGCCAGCAAAAGCAGAUUAAAGAAAUGCCAACACUGCAAUGAAGGAGGACAAGUCUAUGUUGUCAAAAUGCCAUUCUUUGGCUGGAUGAAAUGGCCAAAAAACUAUUCUUAUAAAACGGGACAAUUCCCAGGCUCAGAAAUUGUGACGAAGACUCUCUUGAGGGAACUGAAAUGGCAUCUGAAAGAGCGUGAGCGACUGGUACAAGAGAUAGAAAGUGACCACAGAGUUCAGAAGACCAGCACGGAUUACAACUGGCUGAAGAGCUACCAGAACCCUCAGAUUACUAUCCCGGCUACCGAACAAAAACAGCUUGAAGUUCUUUGCUCCCAAAUCCAACCUUGCCAAACCGGAAUCAUUCUCAGCAGAUUUCGAGAAGUGUUGGCUGAAAAUGAUGUUUUACCUUGGGAAAUCGUUUACAUAUUCAAGCAAGUUUUAAAGGAGUUCCUAGCCAAUCUUGAGAAGGAUGCUCCACAGGACAAACUGGAUGACGCCUGGAAUACAAACUGCUCUGUGAACUUGACAGCGAACGAAGAAGGCGCAAGCGACAAAGAAGAGAUCCCGACCGUGUCCAGUUAUGUUGACAAACACACUCAAGGCAUGUUCCCGACUUUCUCCCACAGAAUUUGGAACCUUCCCUAUUACUAUCCAUCAACUUAAGUUCUCCCCUUUGCUCUGUUUCCCAGUUAUUUAUUGCACC
Molecule: messenger RNA, 821 nt
Organism: Heteronotia binoei (common prickly gecko)
Lineage: Eukaryota; Metazoa; Chordata; Lepidosauria; Squamata; Gekkonidae
Gene: RD3L
Product: RD3 like
Exons: 3
Coding region: 191-781 (196 amino acids)
Source: RefSeq, a predicted model, not a curated record